UCGGCUCGGCUCUUUUGCACCUUACUUUUAAGCGGAAACCUCCCUGUCAAAACUCGAACUCCAGUCUAUAGAAUUCAAGAAACCGUUGUUCCGACCAUAGAAUUCCAGUCCUCAAUUAUGACUCAUGAGAAAGUUGGUGACCGAAGAAGUUGGAGAAAUGAAAACCAGAAUGUUGCUUCAGCCCAAAUUCUCAAAGUACAAGCAGAGAACAGAAGCAUACUAUUAAAUGCUGAAAAGAUAAUUCAGAACUGUGGAAGGUAUCAGUCGCUGCUCGAUUCUGGGGAACAAGAUCUUGAGAGAUUCCGACAAGAUUCAAAGAAGCUUAUAGCUGAAUGUGCAAGUGUAAGAGAAAAGGUUUCAGCUGUAAACGGAAAGAAAUCCACAGACGGGAGCUCAGAAGUUCCCCAAAUAGUGCAACAGGAGGACGAUGAGACCUUGAUGAAGCUGGCAGAAACACAGAAGAUAGAGCUGGAUGAUCUUCACAAGAGAAUACUGGACCUCCAAAACCAGUUGGAGGCCAAACAAGGACUCGAUCUAAUACUCGAGACAUUGAAAAGCAUCGAAGCUGGUUGUGAGAAAUUGCAAGGGAAAAGAGAAGAAUUUCACGAGAAGGAAGAAGAGGUGGAGGGAUUAGAAACCCUUGCAACAGCUCUAAUCGUGAAUGAGCAAAGGGUCAAGGGUGAGCUGCAUGAAGCUCGUGAAGCAUUGAUGGAUGGGUUGAAAGACUUUUCAAGUCCUACAAUUGGCACCAAGAUUCUGGGGCAGCUAGAUUCUAUGUCUUUCGUAGAAGCUUGCAAGCGAAAGUAUCCCAUAGAAAUAGCAGAAGUGAAAGCGGUAGAAUUAUGCUCAUUGUGGGAAGCAAAUCUUAAAGAUCCUGAUUGGCAUCCUUUUAAGACCAUUCUUGCUGGCGGAGUAUAUAAGGAUAUAGAUAUGGAGGACGAAAGGCUGAAAAAUCUAAAAAAUGAGUGGGGCGAGGACGUGUAUACAGCUGUGGCAAGUGCAAUGAAGGAACUUAACGAGUAUAAUCCCAAAAAAAGGCUCCCCGUUAAAGAACUGUGGAACUACGAGUUAAAUAGGAAGGCUUCAUUGACAGAAGGGGCCGAAGUUUUAUUGCAGAAAUGGAGGAACCUCAAACGAAGAAGAAGCCUAUUGGAGUGCACGUCUUCAUGAAUCUCAAAAUAUUUUGGAGAAGAACACCGAUCACAAGGUAUGAGACGACCCAAGAGGCCAAGAAAGUUACUGAUCAUGACAAAUUUUGUAAGUGUAUUGAUCAAUCUAUCAAUAGUCAUGUUUUUGUUCAUUGAUCACACUCGAAAUUAUGUAUAUACUUUAACAUAUGUUUGCUCAUGUGUGGAAAA
Molecule: messenger RNA, 1358 nt
Organism: Spinacia oleracea (spinach)
Lineage: Eukaryota; Viridiplantae; Streptophyta; Magnoliopsida; Caryophyllales; Amaranthaceae
Product: factor of DNA methylation 3-like
Exons: 8
Coding region: 118-1170 (350 amino acids)
Biological process (GO): gene silencing by siRNA-directed DNA methylation
Source: RefSeq, a predicted model, not a curated record